AAGAGAGAAAGAGAGAGAGAGAGAGAGAGAGAGAGACAUGUCCCUCAGACUUUCCCCAUUAAAGCACCAACAUUCCAAGCAGAUAAAGUUAGUUAAACGACCCCACAGCACACCUGUGCCUUUUGUUUUCCCCCUGAUUUUACUCUUUUGCAAGGAUUACAAAACAACCCAUCAGUCAUCAUAUCUUAGUCCAAAUCCUAUUUUUUGGUUUCCUUGAUGCUUGACAUCGAAGCUCGAUUUAAUCAUUUGAGACACUCGUGAUAAGGGGGAAGAAGAGAAUGGAACAUCAGAUAAAGAGCGAGAUGUGGUGCUUGACAUGAUGAAGAGUACCCAGUUUGUGUUCAAUGUGUUUGUUGUUUUUGAGAUUUUAAGAUCCUUCGUGUUGGGUAUUUAAGAAGUCUCAUUUCAUAGAUGAAGAGUUUCUAUAUUCUCAUUUCAUACUUGGGCAUAAGAGAUGGUUUUCCUAUCAUCUUCUGAGAGACCCAUUUCCUGGUUCCAGAGAUUGAGGUAGAUGUUUCGAGCUGCUUUAAAUUCCACUUUUGGUACUAGUAUGGCCGAUUUUAGAGUUACAAGAGUAGAACAGGGUCAGACCAGGAUCAGAAGUGUGCCCAUUGCUGUAACACCAGAAGGAUUUUGGUGUUGUCCCUCUCCGGUUGUGUUUCAGAAGACCCUCAAAGCUCAAAAUCCUCAGACCAAACCCAAACCUUCCCCUCCUCCACCCAAAGUGCCCAUUCAGAAGAAGCAAACCUCCCUGACUGAGAGGAAACUCUCUACUAACCCAUCAAGAAUGAGAUUUGUUCCUGAUGAUCAAAGAUCAUUAAUCUCAGAUACCGCUGGUCUUAAUCCAUCUGUGGUUACUGAGAGAGCACCAAAACCCAAUGUUGAGAAUUUGCAGCGGAAGCUGGCAAUUGAGUUUGGAGAACCUGGAACCAGUGAUCUGAAGGUGAUCUUAUCUGGAAAACCGGUCUUUUCUGUGAAGAUGAGUGUUCAUAAGAAUGUACUAGUUGAAAAUAGCAGUUUUUUUGCUCAAAAGCUUUCCGAACAACAGUCUCCUUUGCGUUGCCUUGAAAUUGAUGACUGUGAAGAUGUGGAGAUUUAUGUGGAGGUCGUGGGAUUGAUGUAUUGCAAAGAAAUGAAGCGGAGGUUGAUCAAACAAAGCGUUUCACGGGUGCUCCGUAUUCUCAAGGUCGCUGAAUUACUUGGGUUCAAUUCAUGCAUGCAGUCAUGUUUGGAAUAUCUUGAAGCAGUCCCUUGGGUUGGGGAAGAAGAAGAAAAGGUGGUUUCCUCAGUCCUACGCCUCCAGAGCGGUAGUAUAGGAGUCACCCCAGUAUUGAAACGGGUGUCUUCUGAUGUCUCCAACCCUCCCAGUGACACACUUCUCCAUAUAAUGGAACUGGUCCUCAAGAGCAAUGAGGAGAGAGGCCGGCGUGAGAUGAAAUCUUUAGUACUGAGGCUCCUGAGGGAGAAUAACAAGCUUUCUGUCAAUGACGGCUCAGAGGAUGUCUGCAAUGGAAACACAUACAACUUGUGCAGAAACUGUUUGGAUGCACUGUUGCUUCUGUUCAGGCAAGCUGCAGAACCAGGAUUUACUGAUAAAUCCAUGGACAGCAAAGGUCCUGUUGCGAAGCAGAUAGCUUUAGAAGCUGAUAACCUUCUAUGGUUGGUUGAGAUUUUAUCCGACAGACGAGCAGCCGAUGAGUUUGUGCUGAUGUGGGCCAGCCAGCAAGAGUUAGCAACACUUCACUCAAGGUUGCCAACAGUGUCUCGCCAUCUUGUUAGCUGCAUAACAGCAAGGUUAUUCAUCGGAAUAGGGAGAGGGGAGAUCCUUCCAUCAAAGGAUACACGACUGCUAUUAUUACAAACAUGGUUACAGCCUUUGAUUGACGACUACAACUGGUUACAGCAUGGUUGUAGAUCAUUUGAUCAAAAGUCGGUGGAGGAAGGAAUUGGUCGAACUAUUCUGACAUUACCACUGGAAGACCAGCAGAGUAUUUUACUUGCAUGGUUGGGUAGUUUCUUGAAGGUGGGUGAUAAUUGCCCAAAUCUUCAUAGAGCCUUUGAGGUCUGGUGGAGGAGGACUUUUAUUAGGCCUUAUAUGGAACAAGAGGAAAAUCAGCUCCAGUCAGAAAACUCCAUGACUUCCACAUAGCAAAACAAAUAAAUACGAUUGUUAUAGAUAUCUGUAAGAUUCUGCUAAUGUAUGAAGAGUGUGAUUGUGGCAGAUGAAGAGAAGUAAAACAGAGUGUAGAGGAUAAUAGAGAUAAAGAAAUUGCAGUCUCUACUCAUCUAUUAACUAAAGGUUGCAAAUCUUUCUGAAGGUAAACCAGAGUAAUUCAAGUUGCUUGUUAUAAUGGAAUCUUUUUUUAUUUCCUUUCUUGUAAAAUUAUGGAAUCUGUUGACAGGAAUGGAUUAUGGGCUUUCUUGUUUCA
Messenger RNA from Telopea speciosissima, 2429 nucleotides. Its product is annotated as BTB/POZ domain-containing protein At3g50780-like. NCBI's taxonomy places the organism in Eukaryota, Viridiplantae, Streptophyta, Magnoliopsida, Proteales, Proteaceae. The transcript has 4 exons. The record is from RefSeq and is a predicted model, not a curated record. Gene Ontology annotation, molecular function: protein binding. The coding region runs from base 512 to 2149 and encodes 545 amino acids.